GGAUGCGACGUCCCAGCUGCUGCUCUUAUAAAUGUGACCAGAUCUAGAGUUUCGGUACUGGAGAAUGAGACUUACACUAGCGGAGCAUCAUACGUCAAGACGGUGGACCUGCCAGUCCUUUAGUUUUUAUUUUAAUUUUCUCGUUUCUCCAGGUGUCUUAUAGUAGGAAAUAAAAUGGCCACGUCCGCCAGUGCCAGCCUGAGUAAAGCUGUAAAGCAGCAGUACAUGGAGCUCCCUCAGGGGGAUAAAGUCCAAGCCAUGUAUAUUUGGAUUGAUGGAACCGGUGAGGGGCUCCGAUGCAAAACCAGGACGCUGGAUUUUGAGCCCAAAAGCAUUGAUGAUCUACCUGAGUGGAACUUUGAUGGCUCCAGCACCUACCACCUGCUGCCAUGUUCCGUGAUCCAUUCCGUAAAGACCCCAACAAGCUGGUCCUGUGUGAAGUGCUGAAGUACAACCACAAACCUGCAGAAACCAACCUUCGAAUUACAUGUAGGAAGGUGAUGGAGAUGGUGGAGGACCACCACCCCUGGUUUGGUAUGGAGCAGGAGUACACCAUUCUGGGCACAGAUGGACACCCAUUUGGCUGGCCGUCUAAUGGUUUCCCUGGACCACAGGGUCCAUACUACUGUGGUGUGGGAGCUGACAAAGCCUAUGGCAGAGAUAUAGUGGAGGCCCAUUACAGAGCUUGCCUGUACGCUGGAGUCCAGAUCGGUGGCACAAAUGCAGAAGUGAUGCCUGCUCAGUGGGAGUUCCAGAUUGGACCUUGUGAAGGGAUCAACAUGGGCGAUCAUCUCUGGGUGGCUCGCUUCAUCCUGCAUCGUGUCUGUGAAGACUUCGGCGUUGUUGCCACGUUUGACCCCAAACCAAUCCCUGGUAACUGGAAUGGUGCUGGCUGCCAUACUAACUUCAGCACAAAAGGGAUGAGGGAAGAAGGUGGAUUAAAAAUCAUUGAAGACUGCAUUGAGAAGCUUGGCAAGAGGCACCACUAUCACAUUCGUGCCUAUGACCCCAAAGGGGGGCUUGACAAUGCUCGACGUCUCACCGGCCGCCAUGAAACAUCAAACAUCAACGAAUUCUCUGCAGGUGUGGCCAACCGUGGAGCCAGCAUCCGCAUUCCUCGUACCGUUGGCCAGGAGAAGAGAGGCUACUUUGAGGACCGUCGUCCAUCAGCAAACUGUGACCCAUAUGGUGUGACCGAAGCCCUCAUCCGUACCUGUCUGCUUAACGAGGAAGGAGACGAACCUACUGAUUACUAAAUUCACAACUCGACUGCCCUCUUGACUUUCUUUAAACUAGUACUGUAUUUUUUUUCUUUUCCUCCCACUGACACUAUUUUAACCUACAUUUUAAUGGCUCAAAGUUGGCUGGUCAACUUAAACAUGACAAGGUAAUGAAAAUCCUUGGUAGUUUUGAACUGGUAAUAACAGGGUAUGUCUUUCCCGUCUUCUUGAGAGGGGAUUGGCUUUUGUAACACUGUUUUAUAGCCCAUGUCAUAUCCGUCCCUUUUUGUCUGUAACUAAAAAGAACUAAAGCACAUGGACACUGAAGAGUAGAGCUGCUAAGCCUGGACAGCAUGUGUAAUGUAAAAAAAAUCUGACAGGUUUGUGUACUGUUAAUGUUGACCUGCCUCUUCAACUAUCUAGUAUGUGGUGUGCUACUAAUUCUUUAAUUUUUAUAAAGUCACUUUUUUAUUAAAUGGCACCAUUUAUCGUCAGAUUUCGACACACCGGGUCACCUUGUGUGGUACAUGUUGUAAAUGUCUGUACCCAGGCACAUGUUCAACUGUGGUGGACUUGGCCAUAAUGCCAUUUGUAGAUUUCCUUAAGGAGUUUUAUCCUUUUGUUAACUACAAUAUUGUAAUGCACCUGAUUUGGUAAAACAUCAUGUUUACUGAAUUUAGUGUUUUUAUUGAUACAUUUAAAACUUAUUUUUAUCACA
This is a messenger RNA of Monopterus albus (swamp eel), 1938 nucleotides long. It is a transcript of the gene glula, whose product is annotated as glutamate-ammonia ligase (glutamine synthase) a. NCBI's taxonomy places the organism in Eukaryota, Metazoa, Chordata, Actinopteri, Synbranchiformes, Synbranchidae. Gene Ontology annotation, cellular component: cytoplasm. The record is from RefSeq and is a predicted model, not a curated record. Gene Ontology annotation, molecular function: glutamine synthetase activity.